CCAAAAGCGACACCAAGCGGUGUAUCCGGGAACCAGUCUACUCGGGCAUCUGACACGGAAAUAAACCAUACGCGAGUUCUUCCAAAGGGAACAUGGCUGGCAGAAACCUAUUCACGAGAAUUUCGCCUCUUCGGAAGGCCCUUCCCCAGUUGCAUCAGACAAGGCUGGCCCAGACUGCUGCAGCUGCAGCCCCACAACUCAGCCCCAAGAUAAAGAAGUUUCAAAUCUACAGAUGGGACCCUGACAAGACUGGUGACAAACCCCGUGUUCAGACCUAUGAAGUGGACUUGAAUCAAUGUGGUCCAAUGGUUCUUGAUGCUUUAAUUAAGAUAAAGAAUGAGAUGGAUCCAACCUUGACAUUUAGAAGAUCCUGUAGAGAAGGUAUCUGUGGGUCAUGUGCUAUGAACAUUGAAGGCACAAACACCCUCGCAUGCAUAAUUAAGACCGACACAAACCUGAGUAAAACCUGCAAGAUAUAUCCCCUGCCACACAUGUAUGUUAUCAAGGAUCUCGUCCCUGACAUGAGCAACUUCUAUGCCCAGUAUCGCUCCAUUGAACCGUACCUUCAGAAGAAGAAUGAGACAGAGGCAGAUGUGGGAAAGGAGCAGCAUCUUCAGAGUGUGGCUGACCGGGCUAAGCUGGAUGGACUGUAUGAGUGUAUACUGUGUGCGUGCUGCUCCACCUCCUGCCCCAGCUACUGGUGGAACUCUGACAAGUACCUGGGACCUGCUGUCCUCAUGCAGGCUUACAGGUGGAUGAUUGAUUCUCGUGAUGACUUCACUGAUGAAAGGCUGGCCCGGAUGGAGGACAAGUUCUCUGUUUACAGAUGCCACACUAUUAUGAACUGCACCAAAACUUGCCCAAAGGGUCUGAAUCCAGGUCAGGCAAUUGGAGAGAUGAAGAAAAUGCUCCUGUCCUACAACAAGACUACUGCAGCUCAUGCAUGAUGAGAGGAACACGAGAGAAGCAGAUGUCACCAGCAUAACUUAGCAAUGUUCUUGUUGCCAGGGAAUCUUCAAGCAACCAUCCUAGUACUUUCUUGCCCUUCCUUAAAUUCCAUUGUAACUAUGGCGGUGUAGCAACAGGGCAGUGUAGUAAAAUAUUGAAAUCAGGCAUACUUUGCAGGUUGAUUUCAGUGGUAUUCAGGUGUUUUUUGGCAAUGAUGUUAUUUCAAGGUAUUUACGACACUGGUGUGAACAUAUUUAUUUGCAUUUAUUUUGUGUAUAUCCAAGAACAUUUGAGGCCAGUGAUAUUCUGCUGCCUCCUUGUAAUGGUGAUUAUGGUCUGUAUGUUUCUGAUGUUGAAUUAUUCCUGUUUUUCACAUUGUCAUCGAAGAUCAGACUGACAUUUGCCCAACUGUUAGCCCUGUACAGUUAUGUUGACUUCCAGUAAAUCCUUUAGACAUGUUCAUGUGUGCAGCUCCAUCUGACAAGGGCACAAGGCCACAGCUAAGGUUAUCUGUUAACUUGAACAUCAAGUAAAUGUUGUUUUAAGAUUGUGAAUGCAACUGACAUAUUACGAUAAUCUAUGAAAGAAUUUUAUGCUCAGAACCAAAAAUUUAUCAAUGGUGGACUUUUAUUCAUCUGAAAUACGUAAAUGUCACAAAAUGUCUGGAGGGACUGGCACAGGUGUUGACACUGGAAUGGAACUGGUUUGUCAUUUGCACUCUUUGUUCAGGAGGAUGCCCAGGUGUGUAAGGGAGGUUGUGAAUGCAGGGGUCCACUCACUACUUGGAGCAGUGACAUUCCUACAGUUACAGCUGAUAUUGCUUUAUAUCGUAUUCACGAUCCCUGUGUACACAUUAGCCAGCCACCAAAUGCAGUGGAUUUGUUUCUAUUAUAUGUCGAAACGUUACCAGAUCAGUGUUUCAUUAACUGUUGGACUAUUUGGAUCAUGAACAAUGAAUUUUACACACAACACUUGUUUUUGAUUAUUGUGUAACUGUUUAUAUGUAUUUGUGGUGAAUUAAACUCUGCCAAUGCUUAA
This is a messenger RNA of Haliotis rufescens (red abalone), 1986 nucleotides long. Its product is annotated as succinate dehydrogenase [ubiquinone] iron-sulfur subunit, mitochondrial-like. NCBI's taxonomy places the organism in Eukaryota, Metazoa, Mollusca, Gastropoda, Lepetellida, Haliotidae. Gene Ontology annotation, biological process: aerobic respiration; tricarboxylic acid cycle; respiratory electron transport chain. The record is from RefSeq and is a predicted model, not a curated record. Gene Ontology annotation, molecular function: electron transfer activity; 2 iron, 2 sulfur cluster binding. Gene Ontology annotation, cellular component: mitochondrial membrane. The transcript is spliced from 9 exons. Bases 93 to 947 code for a protein of 284 amino acids.